AUGACAUCACCCAAGCCUCCAAGGAAAAGUGAUGAAUACUGGUCCUGUACUCAAACUGGCCGAAACACGCCGGAUCUAGGAUUCUUCGACUCUGACAAUUUCCAGCUUCUUGAAUCAACUCAGGAGAGGAAGGAGGAACGAGUCAGGCAGGACAGAGUUAGGGCCCGCAAUGAAAGGUCAAGAAGAUUGCCACUUAUCGACAGACUCUACAGCCCGGAGUUGGGCCACUAUAGUCAAUUGUAUCGCAACGAAGGCAACGCUAAACCAAGGAAAGUUGCCGCACCACCGCAGACGUUCUUUGGCCUCCGUCGCCCCUUGAACGCGGCAGAACAACGCGUGGUUGCUGCCAUGCCUGCCUAUGAGAAAGACCACAAAGAAUGGGUUGAUAAACCUUACAGUACAGUCUACACGGGGUGGAAAGGUUAUGAUGGAAGAUAUCCUCUAUUGAUGCAGCUUAACUCAGAAUCCGAAGACAAAGAUGUAACAGUGAUCCAAACUGAAACGAGAAGAAUGUCCUUGGUUACGACAGAUUACUCCAAAGGAACGAUCAAACUUGCGGACGAUGACGAGGAGUUCAAAUAUGCCGUAUUUCCAAUACUCCAUCGGGUGAUCGAAAGUGAGGACGAAGAGGAGGAUGACGAAGAUACAGGAAGUGGAACGGAUGAAGAAAGUGAUAGAAGACCUCCACCCUUGCUUCCUCGGGAUCUGUUGGACAGACUAGCAGCCAUCGCGGCUUCCAGCAAUGAUGCCGAAGAUUCAGACGAAUCAGAAGAAGCCGAACCUCCACCAGGUUGGUUAGAGCAUAGGAAUGCCCGGAUGCAUGCCGAACGUCGACUCUCGAUCACGACCCGACCGUGUGCCGAGAAGCCGAGGAUGCUCAAACGCCGGUCUCUCGACUACGGCUCUCUGUUUUACCACCAUGAAAGGAAUGAACUAGAGAGUAUGGGUAGCAUUACGGAGGCCGCAGAGGAGGAACCGUCAUCGCCGACGACCAUCACUGAAGAUGAGGAGGAGACCAGCGUCCCACCGGCUGGAACAUGGGCAAGGUCAAUGAUGAAGGAUUCUAAUAAGUCCCGUCAGUCGAAGUCGGCGAGGGAGCGAGAAAUGAUUCGACGAGCGGAACGCGAAAUGGAGCACAUGGACGAACAUCUUCAGAAACUCGAAGAUUUCUUGAACCGUUUUCAAGAUGAUGAUGACGACGACGAUGACUAA
This is a messenger RNA of Lytechinus pictus (painted urchin), 1212 nucleotides long. RefSeq lists its product as uncharacterized. Lineage: Eukaryota; Metazoa; Echinodermata; Echinoidea; Temnopleuroida; Toxopneustidae. Bases 1 to 1212 code for a protein of 403 amino acids. The transcript is spliced from 3 exons. The record is from RefSeq and is a predicted model, not a curated record.